GAUGCUCUUCAAUCUGGCUGACAUGAAGUUGCAUGCGAAAAGUGAGAAUGAUAAAUCAAUCCCUUGAUGGAUCAUCACCGUGUUCUUCUGAAAGGGUGCUUUUUCAUGAAGAUUUGAUGCGCUACUCACCACCUGUCUCUCGCUCCGCUCCUCUGUUCUCCUCCAUAUCUAUCUGCUAGGAAGUUUCCUUGAAUGUACUCAUUAAAGUUACCGUAUAAAUGGUUGCAAGUUUGAAUUCAGUACGCAGGAAGACUGAACGUUUUGCCCGCACAGACAAUUUCAUCCUAGCUAGAGGAAUUUCUCAAUCAAGAAACCAGCAAGACCUGCCUCCACGAUCCCUCUAGCCCUUCACUUAUUUUUCAAACAGAUGAUGAUAGUAACAGCUUAACUAAACUCUAACCCACAGCACCCGGGCUGAGGUGAAAAAAACCACACAAGCAUAGCUUUCUGAAGUUGAACAUAUACAUACAGUACCAUCUUCAUUUUAUCCUUGAUCAUCUCUUGAACGAUGCGAUAUAGCAUAUAACCUCUCUUUCCUGCUAAUUCUUUUCUGCCUCCGACAUGGUACCACCAGAUGAUGUCUUUGUUAUUAGCUAAUUAAUUCUGCAUCUUCUAUGGGGAAUUGGGUUAAUUCUUGAAACAUCUCUUUCAGUUUUAGAGUUAACUUUUGACUAUUUGUUUUGUUACUUCACAAAUAUAUCCCUCCCUUAUAACCCAGCCAAAAUACAGCCCAUUCCCGGCCACAACAACUUAGAAUUUAUGAACUUCAAUUCUCAGUAUCUAAACCUUUAACAUCUUCUCUACAAGCUUCUUGUGAAUGGCCAUUUUCAGUGCCUCGAGAGGCAAGCCCAGGAAAAGCACUAUUUUCCUUAACAUCUCCUUUCUCUUCCUCUUCUUGUUCUAUAUUGCAACCUCAUAUUUUCCUGACCAAUUCAAUGAGCCAGAAGUCACCACAAAACAUUCUUUAGUGCUUCAAGAAGAAUUGACCAAAACUGAUGGCUGCAGCCGAAUUCAUGACUACACAGAUUACAAAUCCAAGUGUGUGUACAUCAAGUCUAAUAUUGGGUGCAGGUCUAAAGGGUAUAUAAACUAUCUCCAAAUCUUUUACUGUACUUGUGGUAAAUUUUCUAUGCUUGGUCACGUUAUGCUGUUACUAUGGCUGGCUGUUCUGUUCUAUCUGUUAGGCAACACAGCAGCAGAUUAUUUCUGUCCCUCCUUGGAAAACCUGUCCAAACUCUUGAAGCUUUCUCCAACUAUUGCUGGUGUCACCCUUCUUUCGCUUGGCAAUGGCGCUCCUGAUGUUUUCGCUAGUAUUGUUUCCUUCACUAGGUCUAGCAAUGGUGAUGUUGGCCUGAAUAGUAUUUUGGGCGGAGCUUUUUUCGUGUCUAGUGUGGUGGUUGGUGUUAUUAGUUUAUUGACUAGUCCUCGCCAAAUUUCGGUUGAUAAGUGUAGCUUCAUCAGAGAUGUCUGCUUCUUUCUGUUCUCUCUAUGUUGUCUUCUCUUGAUUAUUCUUGUUGGAAAAAUCUCCUUGUGGGGUGCAAUUUCUUUUCUUGCUAUCUACUUGGGUUAUGUAUCUGUGGUUUGCAUCAUGCACUUUCAGUCCAGAAAAAAGAAUCACUUAACUGCAGACGGUAACCAGGAGGAAUUUUUGGAGAGGGGUAUACCGUUACUCGGUUAUGCUGAUGAUGAAAAACCAAUUUUGGUGGACAAAACCACUGAUGAAGAUCAGCAAAGCUCAUUGAUUUUUUGUAAUCUCGAUUCAUCCUUUUGCUAUUACUUGGGUAGGCUUCUGUAUGUUUUGGAAUUCCCUCUGUACAUCCCUAGAAGAUUGACUAUACCUGUGGUUAGUGAGGAGAGAUGGUCAAGGCCAUAUGCAGUUGUUUCUGUGGCAUUAGCACCAAUUCUAUUGGCAGCACUGUGCACCUCCCAAAGAGAAAAGGAGUUUGGCUCUAAAAGCAGCCUAGUGACCUAUAUGACAUCAGGAUUGAUUGGGAUGGUUCUUGGCAAUCUUGCAUAUGUGACAACGAAGAAGUCUAGCCCACCGAAGAAAUCCUUGUUCCCUUGGCUUGCUGGUGGGUUUCUGAUGAGUGUAACUUGGUCAUAUAUUAUUGCUGAAGAACUGGUCUCUUUAUUGAUUUCACUAGGGUAUAUACUCGGGAUUAACCCUUCAGUUCUUGGAUUGACUGUCCUGGCUUGGGGCAACUCCCUCGGAGAUUUGAUAGCUAAUGUUGCCAUGGCAGUAAAUGGUGGGGCAGAUGGGGUCCAAAUCGCCACAUCAGGCUGCUAUGCUGGUCCCAUGUUCAAUAUGUUGCUGGGUUUGGGCAUUUCACUGAUCAUCUCAUCUGGGUCCAAAUAUCCCUCUUCAUUUGUCAUCCCCAAAGACCCUUCUCUCUACGAGACUCUAGGGUUCUUGAUGGGGGGCUUGCUCUGGGCCCUUGUGAUCUUGCCGAGGAAGAACAUGAGGCUAGAUAGGUCUCUCGGGAUUGGUCUCUUGGCUAUAUAUCUCUGCUUUCUGUCUUUGAGGCUGGCCAGAUCUCUUGGUCUCGUGAAACUCCAUGAGGUUUCUUAGUCUCUUCCUUCAAAGCUCGAUCGAGUUGAAAAUGAGCUUGGAAAUAUUGAACCUUGUAAUUCAACUAGUUAUACGUUACUGUACAGUAUUAUAAGAAUCAAAUAAUCGAGAUGGUUUUAAUUUCUGCUGCUCUUGCAGCAAAUGCGAUAUAAAUUACUGCAGGUUCCUGA
Messenger RNA from Populus euphratica (Euphrates poplar), 2739 nucleotides. RefSeq names its product cation/calcium exchanger 1-like. NCBI's taxonomy places the organism in Eukaryota, Viridiplantae, Streptophyta, Magnoliopsida, Malpighiales, Salicaceae. The record is from RefSeq and is a predicted model, not a curated record. Gene Ontology annotation, molecular function: monoatomic cation transmembrane transporter activity. Gene Ontology annotation, biological process: transmembrane transport; monoatomic cation transport. The transcript has a single exon. Gene Ontology annotation, cellular component: membrane. Bases 818 to 2569 code for a protein of 583 amino acids.